This is a messenger RNA of Zeugodacus cucurbitae (melon fly), 3260 nucleotides long. RefSeq names its product zinc transporter 7-A (gene ZnT86D). The transcript has 4 exons. Gene Ontology annotation, molecular function: zinc ion transmembrane transporter activity. Gene Ontology annotation, cellular component: Golgi apparatus; membrane. The record is from RefSeq and is a predicted model, not a curated record. Gene Ontology annotation, biological process: transmembrane transport; zinc ion transport; intracellular zinc ion homeostasis. Bases 380 to 1498 code for a protein of 372 amino acids. Lineage: Eukaryota; Metazoa; Arthropoda; Insecta; Diptera; Tephritidae.
CAUCACAUUAAACAAAACGUCACUUCAAAACGAAAGCUCCGAUAAAUUAAUUUUGAUAACUCGACUAAGUAAAAUAAAUUAAAUGCUUAAUUUCGUCUACAUUAGUGUAUUUUAGAAUAGAAAUAUAAUUAUUAAAGUAAAUGUUAUUAGUAUUAAAUAGAAACGGUCAUUAAAUAAUACAAACUUCCUAUGUAUAAGCUUUAGAGAGUGUCAAAAGAGAGAAAGAUCAACAGAACCACUGAAAGCAACAAAUAUAAUACACAAAAGUUUAAACAAGACCUAAAAGCAGUUCUACUCGUUCGCAGACACCAAUAACAACACGUAUGCAAGUUAAUAUAAACUUACAAAUUAGAGAAACACAUAUAACUGCUUAGAUAUAAUGAUACCGUUAACGCACAAGGAUCGGAGCAAUUUUAGCUAUCGUAUCAAGGAAAAAUUGAACGGUUGGAAGCGUCUCAUAUUUUCGGAUCGCAAUUCAAGAAAUCUUUUUCUCUUCCUGUUACUUAAUUUAAGUUUUGCCUUCGUGGAACUAUUUUAUGGCAUAUGGACAAAUAGUUUAGGGCUUAUAUCGGACUCAUUUCAUAUGUUCUUUGAUUGUACCGGUCUGUUGGCUGGAUUAGCUGCUUCGGUGAUUACUAAGUGGAAAGCAAAUGAUAAAUUCUCUUACGGCUAUGUGCGCGCAGAAGUGUUAGCAGGCUUCGUUAACAGUCUUUUUUUACUGUUCAUCGCUUUCUUCAUUCUAUCAGAAGGUGUUGAACGCUUAAUUGAACCACCAGAGGUGAAACACGAAAGACUGUUUGUAGUAUCAGUACUAGGGCUGCUAGUGAAUCUCGUUGGUAUAUAUGCGUUUCAACACGGACAUGGUCAUUCCCACGGAGGGGGCGGUGGACAUGGUCACUCUCACGGCGGUGGUGGUCAUGGGCAUUCUCAUGGUAUAAACAAUCACAUUGAUAUAAAUAAUCACAAUCAACAAGCGAUAACAUUGGAUGUUGGACAUGGUCAUAGUCAUGGCGGUGGACAUGGACAUUCGCAUGCCAUCGCUGACGACAUCUCUGGGAGCAAUUCACAAAUUAUGCGUGGAGUUUUUCUACAUAUAUUAGCCGAUACUCUUGGCUCUGUAGGUGUUAUUGUCUCAGCGGUGCUAAUGCAAAUGUUCGGCUGGAUGAUUGCCGAUCCCAUUUGCUCAAUAUUCAUAGCUUUGCUCAUCGCUAUGAGCGUGCUGGGUCUUAUAAAAGAAUCAAUACUUAUACUAAUGCAACGGCAACCAUCAGCUCUGGAUCGUGCGCUGCCCCAGUGCUAUCAAAAGGUGACUGGAUUGGCAGGAGUUUACGCUGUGCAAGAUCCUCACUUUUGGACAUUAUGUUCGGAUGUCUAUGUGGGUGCAAUUAAAUUAGAGGUUUCCAAAAAUGUAGAUCCCAAAUAUGUGGUGACGCAUGCGCGCAUGAUCUUUGAGUCUAUUGGUGUUAAACAAAUAUAUAUACAGUUAGAUUAUGUAUGAUAAUGACCGACUAUAACGGAUUGCAUCUGACCGACAUAAUAAUCUAUGUGUAUAUCUUAAAUCCAUUAAAUGGGGAUUAAGCAUAUGAGAACGAAACUUGUUUAUUCUUUAAAUACUUAAAGUAAGCUCUAUGCAUUUCUCCGCAUUAAAUUAUUAGUAAGUUACUAAUUUGUCAUGUAUAGGAUAUUUAUAGAUAAUUUAGAUAAAUUUUCCAAAAAAAGAUUUAUCAAUGAAAUCAUGUUUUCUACUAAUUUAUUUUUUAAUAUGCGUUUGUAACAGAUUUUGUUAGGUGUAGUAAUAUUUAUUUUAAUAUGAUUGUGUGAAUGUACGAAAUAAUGAAAUUGAGUAAUUACGAAAAUCUUGAGUAUUCCUUUAUUAAGGAUCCUAUUUAAUGAAUUAUUUUAGUGAAACCAUUCCAAUUCAAGAAUUAGUCGAAAGUUGAUCAACAUUAUUUUAACUACAACGAGUGAUCAAAUCCUUGAAUAAUUUCGCGCAGUAAUUAUUACGCAUAUACAUGUAAAAAAAUACACGUAUUUAAAUGUCUUUAAGUACAUAAUUAUAAAGUCAUCAUUCGAUUUUGACGAAGCUUAACAAUUAGAUAAUUAAAACAGUGUAUAUUAAACGAUAUGAUGUACGUAUUACAAACUUAUACAAGAUAAAAAUAAAAUUUAUACUAAGAAAUCGACAUUCAUCUGUAUUCAAAUUAUCAAAAUAUGUAAAAAAUUUCACAAAAUCCUAAAUCGACCACAUACAUAUAAACAAUAUAUACUCAUCUAUUGGGGUCGAUUGAUUUGGGUAAGUUUAAGAACUUACCGAUAAUGGUUGUAUAUUUUUAAAAGAUAUUUUUUCCUACAUGGUACUCACGGUUUGAGUACAUUUAGCGAUAUACAUACGUAUGUGCAUAUGUACGCAACAGAUGGAUGUAUUGAUUGUGCAUAUUUUUAUUCCACAGUCAUGUAUUUAGCUACGAAUACAAACAAAAGUAAAUAGCAAAUACAAAUACACACCCCGCAUUGUUGUUGUGCCAUACUUUCAUAUAUUAUUAUGCGCCAAUGACCUUUCUUUGUGGUUGUACUGAAAAAUUAGCACAGAUAGAUGUUUCUUAAAAUUAAAAGUUGUUGCUUAUCACUUGAAUAGAUCCCGUCUAUCUGGGAAGCGAAGAUAUUCCGUGCUUCGCCAUUUUGUUUGCACUGAUAUUGACUGCAACAGUGACGCGGAUUGCCGACGCCACAAAUUUUUGCCAACGACCUAAUUACCUUGUUGAGGUUAUGUACAGACACACAUUUGAUGAAAAUGAAAAGUCGUUUUUGAUUGUUUAUGGUUUUCUUUAAUUUGUCCGUAACGUUAUUUUGCGUAUUUUUUAAUAUAUUUUUUCAAAAUAGCAGUUUCGUUUUUUUACAAUAAGCAGUUUUCAUCUUUGUUGUAUCUUCUUACUUAAACAAAUUAAUAAUAAAAACCAAAAUUUGUAUAAAAAUUACUCGAGUAUACGCUGCAGAAUGUUUUAUCUUUUACAAACCUACCAGAUCGUGCAGUAAAGCAGCAUAGAUGGAGAAGUGUUAUUGAUGAUUCGUAUAAAAAUUAAAAUACAUAAUUGUUUUUAGUUACACUGAAGAGCAUUACGGUUUUACAGUUUAUAAUAUUCAAAAUUUUACCAAAAAUAUAAGUGAUACAUCUUAAAUUCGCCUUUGAUCUGAACAAUAUGUCAAAGAAAUCUUUACAAUUUCAACUAAACGGUAUUUACUAAACAAAAAAAUAAUUAUUU